This is a messenger RNA of Brassica oleracea var. oleracea, 3458 nucleotides long. Its product is annotated as ribosome biogenesis protein BMS1 homolog. Gene Ontology annotation, cellular component: 90S preribosome; nucleus. The transcript has 16 exons. The coding region runs from base 1 to 3372 and encodes 1123 amino acids. Gene Ontology annotation, biological process: endonucleolytic cleavage of tricistronic rRNA transcript (SSU-rRNA, 5.8S rRNA, LSU-rRNA); maturation of SSU-rRNA from tricistronic rRNA transcript (SSU-rRNA, 5.8S rRNA, LSU-rRNA); ribosome biogenesis. The record is from RefSeq and is a predicted model, not a curated record. Gene Ontology annotation, molecular function: U3 snoRNA binding; GTPase activity; GTP binding. Lineage: Eukaryota; Viridiplantae; Streptophyta; Magnoliopsida; Brassicales; Brassicaceae.
AUGGCCGCCGAUGAGUUGAUGCCGACUCACAAGUCGCACAGAAAUCCCAAAUCAGGUCCCACCAUGAAGAAGAAAUCUGAAAACGACAAGAAGAAGCGUGGCGUCCCCGAUAACAAGCAGCAAAACCCUAGAGCGUUUAGCUUUACGUCGGCUGAUAAGGCGAAGAUUUUGAAGCUUCACGCUGCGGAGAAGGAACAGAAACGAAUUCAUCUUCCGACUAUUGAUCGUAAUUACGGCGAUCCUCCUCCUUUCGUCGUCGUUGUUCAAGGUCCCCCAGGGGUCGGAAAGUCUCUUGUGAUUAAGUCCCUUGUGAAGCACUUUACACACCAGAAUGUACCGGAAGUUCGAGGACCUAUCACCAUUGUACAAGGUAAGAAGAAUCGGAUACAAUUUGUGGAAUGCCCUAAUGAUAUAAAUGGGAUGGUGGAUUGUGCCAAGGUUGCUGAUCUAGCUAUUCUUCUCAUAGACGGGAGUUAUGGUUUUGAGAUGGAAACCUUUGAAUUCCUCAAUAUAAUGCAAGUGCAUGGAUUUCCCAAAGUUAUGGGAGUCCUCACACACCUGGACAAGUUCAACGACGUAAAGAAGCUGAGGAAAACAAAAAAACGUCUCAAGCAACGUUUCUCGACAGAAAUAUACAAAGGAGCUAAAUUGUUUUAUUUAUCUGGUCUCAUUCAUGGGAAGUAUUCAAAACUUGAAGUUGACCACCUAUCCCAAUUUAUAUCUUUAUCUUUAAUCAAGUUUCAUCCACUGAAAUGGCGAACGUCACACCCAUAUGUGUUGGCUGAUCGUAUGGAAGAUGUUACCCCUCCCGAGAAAAUUCAGAUGGAUAAGAAAUGCGAUAGAAAUGUCACGUUGUAUGGUUACCUACGUGGUUGUAACUUGAAAAAAGGGACGAAGGUUCAUAUUGCUGGAGUUGGUGACUAUAGUUUAGCCGGGGUGACUGCCUUACCUGAUCCUUGUCCUUUACCCUCAGCUGCCAAGAAGAAGGGGCUGCGUGACAGAGAAAAGCUUUUCUACGCUCCUAUGUCCGGGAUUGGGGAUCUUUUGUAUGACAAAGAUGCUGUUUAUAUUAAUAUAAAUGAUCACCUUGUUCAGUACUCUAAAAACGAUGAUGAAAUUGGAGAUCCUACUAAUAAAGGAAAGGGCAGGGAUGUUGGUGAAGAUUUAGUAAAGUCGUUGCAGAACACAAAAUAUUCUGUUGAUGAGAAGUUAGGGAAAACGUUCAUCAAUUUAUUUGGAAAAAACAUUAUUUCCACCAGCUCAGAAAGAAAACUUGAGGAAGAGUCAUCAGAGUCUGGUGAUGAUGAAGCUGAAGAUUGUGUAAUGGAUGUAGAGAGCAGCGAUGGUGAAACGAAGCAGAAAAAUGAGAUCCAUGGUGGGCUGCUGAGGAGGAAAGCUAUCUUCAAAGAUGAAGGCGGUGAAAGUGAUGCAGCAAUGGGCUCAGACCAAGAUGAUGUUGAGGGAGAAGAAGAUGUUGAAUCUGACGGUGAUGAAUCCGAAGAUGGCGAAGAUGACUCUGCCUCUGAUUCGCAGGAAUUAGAUGAAGAUGAUGUUGAGGAAGCAGGAGAUAGAGUCCUUGGUAACAUAUCAAAAUGGAAAGAACCCUUAAAGGAGAAGGGCACAAAGAAAAACCUCAACUUGAUGCAAAUUGUUUAUGGUGCAUCGGGAUCAUCAGCUACUACUGAAGAAAAUGAUGACGAAGACUUCUUUAAGCCAAAAGGAGAACAAAACAAGAACUUAGGUGGUGCAAUGAAUGUGGGAUAUGUCAACGCAGAUGACUGUUCAAGAUUUAUAAAUUAUGGAAACCUGAAAAAUUGGAAAGAGAAAGAGGACUGUGAGAUCAUUCGUAAUCGAUUCACCACUGGUGAUUGGUCAGAAGCUGCCCUGAGAAAUCAAAACUCAGUCCCUGGCGAUGAAGGUGGUGAUUUUGAGGAUCUAGAAGCAGAGAACGUAGAGUCUGGUACAAAUCAAAAUGAAGAUAGUGAAGCAGUUGAGCGUAGGCAUCAAAAGCUGGCUCUCCGAGCGGAGUUUGAUGCGAACAAUCCCACUUAUAGUGAAGCCAAGGAACUCGGAUACGUUGAUAAAUUGAAGGAGGAGCUUGAAACUAGAAAACAAAUGAACAUGUUAGAGCUCAAUGAUCUUGACGAGGAUACUCGAAUCGAGGUAGAAGGUUUCCGGACUGGAACAUACUUGCGGCUGGAGAUUCACAAUGUUCCUUGUGAGAUGGUCGAGUUCUUUGAUCCGUGUCAUCCAGUUCUUGUUGGAGGUAUUGGUUACGGCGAGGAUAAUGUUGGAUAUAUGCAGGCACGGUUGAAGAAACAUAGGUGGCAUAAGAAAGUACUGAAGACGAGAGAUCCCAUUAUUGUGUCUAUUGGAUGGAGACGCUACCAGACUGUUCCUGUAUACGCCAUUGAAGAUCGCAAUGAUAGGCAUCGAAUGCUCAAGUAUACUCCGGAACACAUGCACUGCCUUGCUACGUUCUGGGGUCCUCUUGUCCCGCCCAACACAGGCUUUGUCGCUUUCCAAAACCUGUCAAGCAAUCAGGCAGGGUUUAGGAUAACAGCGACUUCUGUAGUACUCGAGUAUAAUCACCAAGCCCAUAUCGCAAAGAAAAUCAAGCUGGUUGGUCACCCAUGCAAGAUCAAGAAAAAAACUGCAUUUAUCAAAGACAUGUUCACUUCUGACCUCGAAAUAGCUCGGUUCGAAGGUUCAUCUGUCCGGACAGUUAGUGGCAUUAGAGGACAAGUUAAAAAGGCUGGAAAGAACAUGCUAGAUGACAAUGCACAAGAAGGGAUUGCGAGGUGUACAUUUGAAGACCAAAUAAAAAUGAGCGACAUAGUCUUCUUAAAGGCUUGGCCAACAGUGGAAGUUCCACAGUUUUACAAUCCUCUAACUACAGCCUUGCAGCCUCGGGAGAGGACGUGGACAGGGAUGAGAACGUUUUGGGAACUUCGUAGGCAGCAUAACAUUCCUAUUCCGGUGAAUAAGGAUUCACUCUACAAGCCAAUCGAAAGGAAGAUAAAGAAGUUCAAUCCAUUGGUGAUAUCAAAGAAACUACAAGAGGAGCUACCGUUUACUUCCAAACCCAAAAAUAAACCAGGGAGAAAAAGACCGUCACUGGAUGUUAGAAGAGCUGUUGUAAUGGAGCCGGGAGAAAGAAAGGCUCUUGCUAUUGUUCAGCAACUAAAGCUGAUGAAUAAAGUCAAGAUGAUUAAGAGAAAAGCAAAGGAGCAGGAGAAGAGGAAAGAGUAUGAGGCAGAGAAAGCUAAGAAGGAGGCAGUCUUUAAGAAACGUAACAGAGAGGAGAGACGUGAGAGGUAUCGUACUGAAGAUAAACAGAAGAAUAAGAAGAUGAGACGAAACCAAGAUUAGUAUUUAUUUAAUACAUCUUUUUUUGCUAAGACCAAGAUUUCUUCAUUUCUCUGAUCUCAGACUAGGGUUGCUUCAGCCUUUCAUCA